Molecule: messenger RNA, 6227 nt
Organism: Stegostoma tigrinum
Lineage: Eukaryota; Metazoa; Chordata; Chondrichthyes; Orectolobiformes; Stegostomatidae
Product: eyes absent homolog 3-like
Exons: 19
Coding region: 2215-4167 (650 amino acids)
Biological process (GO): multicellular organism development; negative regulation of extrinsic apoptotic signaling pathway in absence of ligand; positive regulation of DNA repair
Cellular component (GO): nucleus
Molecular function (GO): protein tyrosine phosphatase activity
Source: RefSeq, a predicted model, not a curated record
UAAUCUCAGUGUUGGGUUAUAGUCGGAAAAAGAGUUUUCAAACUUUUUUAAAGAACUUCACAAAGGGUUGUAGUUGUGGUAGUGACAGUGGAGCACUGGAAGGAAACCAAGCAGCAUAGUAACUGAUAAUGCCAAGUGAAAGGGAAUUACCCAGAGUUCCUAGGGAAUUAUGCAGAGGGGUAUUUUCCAAAUUGAUUCAGUCUGACCUGGGAAGCCAUUCAAAAGAGAAGUAUGUGUCAAGCUCCUAUGUCGAGGCCUUUUGAUAGGAAUACUACCUAGCACAUUGUUACUCUAAGAAGUUAUCUUGGAAUAGAGGGUUAUUAUUAGUCCCACACCAGAGUGUUGGGUUGUAGUUUGUGGAAAUGAGUAAAGUUACAUUUCUUUUUUAAAAAAAAGUUUCUGAUGGGUAAACAUGGCACUGGAAGGAAAUCAGGAUCAUAAUAAUUAAAGUAUCUAUGGUUUCAGCAGAUAAGUCACAAUUUCAUUAACUCCAGGGAAGUGAAUGGGACAGCUACAUGUUCUUAGACUGGCAACAGUGUUAGUAGCAAUACCAGGAUGUACAGCUUCACACACAUCUGUUGUUUCAGUUCAUUUUAUCGAGUGAAUGGGUCGCUUCUACUGAAAACAACAAAUGCUGGAGAUCACAGCAGGCCAGGCAGCACCCAUGGAGAGAUGGCAAGCUAACAUUUCGAGCCUGUGUGUGUUUAAAAAUCUUUUUAAAAAGUUUCGAAGAAUAGUGUUUAUCUCUGCUUUUCUUUUCCGUCAUUAAUAUGCUUCUUUGUUAAACAAAGACUGCAGCAUUGUGUGCUGUUGUUUCAGUGAAAAGAAAGCAUAAAAUUAUAAUCUAUUCAGCAGUUUCUUGUUGAGAAUCUGACUUAUCCUGUACUGAUACCAAUUGGACAUUUUCCCCCAUAAUUGUUGAAGCCACUAGGUCAAAAUAACUGGGGGUUUAUCUGAGAUCUUUGAAUUAAUGACUGAAGUGAUGCUGAGAUAUAAUUCAGUUGCGUUGUAAUUAAUUGCAUGACAUUUGAAGAUGACUUUGAAUGUUUUAAAGAGUUUUAUGGAAUUGGAAUAUAUAACAAUAUUAUUUAAAAUCUUUGACGAAAGCUAAGCUGAAGAGUUUGGCAAGUAAAUUGAAGUUAGGAAUAAAAGCAGGAUCUUGUUAAGGAUGAAGUACUCCAAGUGAUCAUUACAACAAAAUUACAAGAAAGGAAAUUUGAAAAAGGGAUAUUAUUUUUGGAAUUAGCUAAAUCAGCUUGCGAAGGCUCUUGAGGAAUUAUAAAUCUGUUUAUAGGAACAGACCAGGAAAAACUGUUGUGACUGUUCAUGACAUUCGUAUGGGAGUGCAUUAUCAAGAAACCAGUGCUGUGGACAAAACUAGUUUGGAGCGCGCAUGUUUUCAAUGAGGAUUUGAUCCCCAGCAGCCAUGUUACUCAGUCACUAACCACUUCCAAACUAGUACUGACUGACAGAAUGCGAACAAAGCUUUCAAGGAAAAUGAGAGACUAUUGGGAAGUCAGGAUCACUAGAAGAUUCAAACAAACUAAGUUAUUCUUAUUCAAAUGUGAAAUUUGCUAUUGAGCAGAUGAUUUUUUUUAACAUUACACACCUUUAAGGAAUUGAAUAAACAGGACUUUCAUUAAGAAUUCAGAAUUGGAUCAGUGUCUGUUAAAGGACUCUGUUAAUACUAUUUCAUACUUCAAAAGUGCUGAAGAACUGGAAACAGAAGAAGUCUAAAAUACAAAAUUUCAUGAAAUUAUGUUGCUACAGUGAAAAACUUCAACAGCCUCCUAAGACGUCAGAAACGGGAUACGACCGAUAUACUACCCUGUGUUGUCCGGUACUUCCCUAGAGCGAAGAAACUGCACCAUAUUCUUCAUAGUCUUCAACAUGUCAUCAAUGACCACAAGCAUCUCACCAACAUCGUCCCUAUGCCUCCUGUUCUUAUCUUCAAACAACCGUCACAUCUUAAACAGACCAUCGUUCGCAGCAAACGAUCCAGCCUUCAGAACAACAUUGACCACAGCUUCACAACUCUGCCACUGUAGACAUGCCAGAUCAUCAACAUAGAUGCUACCAUCACAGGUGGGAACACCACCCACCACAUACACAGCAGAUACUCAUGGAACUCGGCCAAUAUUGUCUCCCUCAUACACUGUAGCCAAGAUGCCCUGAGGCAUGGUAUAUUGGUGACACCCUGCAGAUGCUAAGACAAUGGAUGAAUGGACACUGCGCAACAAUUGCCAGAUAGGAAUGUUCCAUCCUGAUCACUUCAAUGGUCAAGGAUAUUCAGCCUGCAAUCUUUGGGCGCGAGAACCACAACACUUCACAUCAAUGGAAGAUCCACAGGACUGUCAGGAGCAACCUGCAAAGAAAUCACGCCGUGAUUUAGAUUCUACAGAUGAGCAAGCUUUAAGGACUGAGGAACUGCAGGACGUAAUUCAACCGCACAGUCAAACAAACAGGAAUGAAGGGCAAAAGUCUAAGUUUGACUGUCUGUCUAGUAACUUUACUGUGCUGAAUGAAGCAGAAGUUAAAAAUGAAAUGAUACAAAGCAGUGUGUCUGAAACACUGACAAGGAAAAGAUCUGCUGUUAUACAUCCGGGAUCAGUUAUAACCUGCGCGGGUUCUAGUCCACAUGUGCCAAAUCAAGAUAACGUGCUAAUGUUUCCUACAAAGCCAUAUCCACAUUUAUUUUCUCCACCAAUAGUUCGAGCUGCUUAUUCAGAAGAAGCUCGAUACCCAGCAGCGCAACCAUCAACAUCUUACACAUCAUAUCCAGAACCAAAUCAGCCUUAUGGACUACCUCCUUUUGGUGCAUUGUGGCCUGGUGUGAAAACAGAAUGUGGAUCGUCCAGUCAGCUUGGAUACCUUUGUUAUGAUACAGGGUUUAGCACAAACCAAACCAGCCCAGCACAUUACACACAUCCUGCACAAGGUGCCUGUUUCCCAAGAGCCACUAGUUAUUCUGGCAGUACUGCUGCUGCUGCUUUUGUUGUCACCAGUUCUGCGAGCCUCAGCAGCUCUAAUCAGGAUCAUCCUUUCUACACGUCUCUUGGACAAAGCCAAUUUGUGUCAUAUGUUCCCAAUUCAAAUCGUGGAACCACUACUCCAAAUUCUCUGCCUGCCAGUAAUCCCUCAACAACUGUUAUUUUCCAGAUGCAUAAAAUGCAAACAAAUAGUUCCAGUUCAUCAAGCCAGGAUUACCAAGCUGGAGAUUCUGGUGCAAGUCAAAGUGCAACACCCGUAGUAGUGAAGGAACUUGAGGAGCGAUCUCGUAAAACUCCAGGUGGCAAGUCCAAGGGGAAAGGAAAGAGGAAUUGUUUUUCCCCACUGCCUGAUAAUGAACUGGAGCGUGUGUUUGUGUGGGACUUGGAUGAAACCAUUAUCAUCUUUCAUUCACUACUUACUGGGUCAUAUGCACAAAAAUUUGGAAAGGAUCCAACAUCAGCAUUGACAUUGGGACUACGAAUGGAGGAAAUGAUUUUUAAUCUUGCUGACACACACUUGUUCUUCAAUGACUUAGAGGAGUGUGAUCAAGUUCACGUGGAGGAUGUUGCAGCUGAUGACAAUGGACAAGACUUAACUAACUACAACUUUACUACUGAUGGUUUUCAUGGAUCAGUGUCUGGUUCGAGCCUUUGCACAGGUGGUGGUGUACAGGGAGGCAUUGAUUGGAUGAGAAAGCUGGCCUUUCGAUAUCGCCGUGUAAAAGAAAUAUACAACAUGUACCGUACAAAUGUUGGAGAUCUGCUCAGUCCAGCCAAGAGGGAUUCCUUACAGCAGUUAAGAGCUGAUGUUGAAGUUUUAACUGACUGCUGGCUAACAACUGCAUUGAAAUCACUAUUGCUAAUUCAGUCAAGAAGAAACUGUGUUAACAUCCUGGUCACGACAACACAACUAGUUCCAGCUCUGGCUAAAGUGUUGCUGUAUGGACUAGGGAAAAUUUUCCCUAUUGAAAACAUUUACAGUGCCACAAAAAUAGGCAAAGAAAGUUGUUUUGAACGGAUUGUGUCCAGAUUUGGGAAGAAAGUUACAUACGUAGUCAUUGGGGAUGGUCGAGAUGAGGAAUAUGCAGCUAAACAGCACAACAUGCCAUUUUGGAGAAUAUUGGAUAUUGGUGAUCUGAUGUCAUUGCAUCGAGCUCUGGAUUUGGACUAUCUGUGAGAAACUGGAAAAGGACAAGUUAAGCUACUGUGACAAAUGCCUUACACCCUGUUUGAGGAUGGACCACUAGUUUUAUUCAUUGUGAUUCUUGUUUAACCCAGGGUAAGCCAGUUAGGACUGUGGGCAGUUGAACUAUGUGAACAAACUCUUUGUUUAAUGUCAGGCAAACACGUACGAAUAUACACAUCUGCAGGAACACAAGGAAGUUAAAUUACUGUCCUUUUGUGUAAAAGAAAAAUGAUAUCUGAAACCUCUGGCAUUAAUAGAGGCAUUAUGUAAAGCAUUCUUUGGAAACUUUACUGUAUAAUGUUCCUGAAUAUACAUCGACAUUAGCUACACAUCAACCCUGAUCCAGCAAUGUGUUAUACUGGGAGGUUCAGCUGCAGAAAUGGUACUUGAUGAGAAGUAUAAAUAAAAGUUUUAUCUUUGUUUCAAAUGGACCAUGAUUUCAGCUGGGGGGUCUUUUUUUAAUUGUAAUUUUCUGUGGUUUGUUUUUAAUAAACCCCCUUAGUUCUAGACAACUCUGAAUGCUCUCAUGGUGAUUGAGGUUCCGUUUGGUACCGAGUGGACCUCCAAUACAGCCAUGAACCAUUCCAGUUUAACACUACAUGACAGUCAGAGAGGCCGAUGAUAUGCUGACCUUAGUAUUGCAUAAUGUCCUUCUUUCACUCUAUCCCUUUAGAAGUUAAGUCACUUCUUCUAAUUUUUCUUUUGUCAGCAACAGAAUCACUAUAUUAGUGAUUUUCUGUUGUUCGCAACUCCACUCGAUUUGUUUUUCAGGAAUAUUUUUACAAUAGUUAGAAGCAGACUUUAAUAUUAUACUUUUUAUAGCUGCCACCCUGUAGAAAAUAUCUGGUUUGAGCAAUUUGGAUAUUUGAGAUGCUGGUAAUAAUGUGUAUUAGUUCAUCUCUGAAUGAAUAAAGAGACAUGGAAAAACUAUAGUUGGCUGUGCCUACUACUCUCUGUUUAAACAUUUACAAACUAUUUAUUCCAAACUAUAGAACGCAAUUGAAGUUUUUGAAAAUGAAUUGGACAGGUAGUCAAUUCAAUGUGUAUACUGUGCAUUGUGCAUUUCGCAUUUCAAAAUAAAUGCAACAUCAGUUGAAGUUAAAUCAGGUCAUGUAAAAUACCACAACUGUUACAUGUGAAGUUGCAAUGUGGUCCUUUUUUCAGGAAGAGAAUUGCAUAUCUUGGAACUACCCCUGAGAUGAUGAUUUGCAUUCUGUAGCCUAAGUUCAAUGCGUGCAGUGGGACCAAACCAGAAUCUUUAUGGAUAACUGUGGUGAAACUGAGAUUCAUAUAUGUGUAUUUUAAUAUCAUUUACUGCAAGUUUUUGAGUUUUUUGGAUUUAAGUUAAAUAUAUGUUUUAAGUCUGUGUGUUUGGAGUUAACCAUUAGCUUUUAAAACUACAAUGGCCAUAAAUCUGAGUGAGAGGAAGUUAUUCAGAGUUCCCAGGAAACUAUCCAAGGGGCUUAGGGGGAAGAACUUUCCAGACUGACUUACAUUUGUGUGCUGGGAAAUUUGUUUGAAAGAGAAACGUGUAUCAAGUUCCAAAGUGCUCAGAAAUUUUUAAUGGAGUAACAUCUGCUAAGUAGGACAAGUUUUCAUUAAUCAUAGAUCAGAAUGUUAGUAUACAAUCAGUGGAAAGGAAGUGAGGUUAAAAUUAAAAAGAAAAGGAAUUGAGGCUGCAUUGAUGAUAGCUUCGCUUCAUUGUCAUACUAAGUCAGCAGCAUUAUAAUAAUUGAGACACCUAUUUACAAUCCCAUUUAAAUGAGUUGAGAUUUUAAUUGCUUCAAGUCUGUCAGAGUAUUUUUCAAAAAAAGUCUCUUCCCCUUUGGAAGUGAGCUGGAAUGGGUCUUGCACUAGAUGUUCUCAGAAUUGCAACAACAUAGGAUGUAAAAUGGUGUCUUGAUUUUGAUACAAGGCUGUCGUUUUUGUUCAAACUAUAAAGAGUUCUUGAGUUAUUUCUACUAAAAAACUUUGUAACAGGAUUCAAAGAGAAUAGUGUUAUUAUUUCUUGUUUAUCUUCUUUUCAGAUAAUAAACUUCUCAUUCUUAAAA